Diaporthe batatas is the source of this 1151-nucleotide messenger RNA. RefSeq lists its product as uncharacterized. NCBI's taxonomy places the organism in Eukaryota, Fungi, Ascomycota, Sordariomycetes, Diaporthales, Diaporthaceae. Bases 120 to 1106 code for a protein of 328 amino acids. The transcript has 2 exons. Gene Ontology annotation, molecular function: nucleotidase activity. The record is from RefSeq and is a predicted model, not a curated record.
CUGGAUAUUCCUUCUCGGCGUCGGUGGUCUCCGUCUGUUACGCGGGUUGAAUCUAUUGCUUCAGAACGUCAUCCGUACGACUCAGUGCUCUAGGUAGUCGCCGCCCAGGUUGUGCCAAAAUGCGGUCUUCAAUGCUCCUCGCUGGAGCCAGCAUGUUGCUCGGCUCCGCUCAGGGUCUCAACAUUCUCAUGAACAAUGAUGAUGGUUUCGCCUCAGCCAACUUGCGAGAGUUUUACAAGGUCCUCAAGAGCAAGGGGCACAAUGUUUGGAUCGUUGCGCCGGCUGUUCAACAGAGUGGACAAGGCGGCCGUUCCGACUUCACUACCUAUCCAAACCUGACCUCACCGGCACAAUAUGGCAUCAUACCCACCGGUGCGCCCUCGGUUGGCCCGGAUCCCAUUGACAGCCACAUUUGGUACUACAACGGUACGCCAGCCGCCUGUACCUUCGUUGCGCUGGACUACGUCCUCCCCAAUUUCGCCAAUUUCAGCAAGCCCGACCUUGUUGUCACGGGCCCCAACUACGGCACGAACCUGGGGCCCUUCGUCUGGACGCUCUCAGGCACAGCUGGAGCCGCAUACGCCGCCACCUCGCGCUCCAUCCCGGCCAUCGCCUUCAGCGGGUCCAACAGCGCGCUGGACUAUCGCAACAUCACCAACUCGACCAACGAGUAUACCUAUAUCGCCAAGCUUUCGGGUAACAUUGUUGACGCCUUUGUCAACUCUUCGACCCCCGGGGAGCCAGUCUUGCCGCUCGGCUAUGGCGCCAAUGUCAACUACCCCAGGCUUGGCGCCAACUGGUCCAGCGUCCCCAUCCUCCAGACGAGGAUGACGGGAGAGGCAAACACGAAUAUCGCCCUGCCAGUGGAGGCCAACCCCGGCACAUUCACUUGGGGCAAUAUCGACCCCUUACAGGAUGGUGUGAAUGAGUGUAUCAAUGGGGAUUGCAGCAUGACUGGUGAGACGGCGGCUGUGAGUGAUGGGUUUGUUUCUGUGAGCCUGUACACUAUCGACUACUCUGCGCCGAAAAACGACAAGACGGAGGCGAUUGUAGACCGGCUGCCAUUCGUGCAGACGGGGCGUAUUAGGAGGAGGUGGGAAUCUUGAGGUAUACUUGCCCUAUAGAGAAACAAUUCGGAUCCACUGAUACUG